AUGGGGGAACCAAGUUUUACUCCAUUUAUGAGGGAGAUGAUGCUAAUCUGGAGGAGUGAAAGUGAUAUUGAUAGUAGUGAUGGUGACUGGGAUGAAAGAGAUUCUGAGUAUGAAGAGGGAGAAAGUAAAAAUGAGUAUGAUGAUGAUGAUGAUCUUGGAGGGGGUGAACAAGGGGGUGCAACUGAUAAACCUUCAUCAUCAGUUGCUGUUGGUAAACAGAAACCACUGAUAAAUUACAAGUACGAUGAGGGGAACUAUGAUGAGGAUAGUGGAUUUGAAGUUGAACCGGAUUCUGAGGAAGACCUAGAAAGUAUACAGAGCUCGGAUGAAGAUGUGGUAGAGAAACCAUUGGUGUUUUACCCCAAAGAUAUGGAAAAACCACCCCUUCAAUAUGGAUUGACAUUCAGUUCAAGGAAGGAAUGCAAGGAAGCAAUUCGCCGCUGGAAUAUUAGAAGAGGUAGAAGAUGGAGAUUCAAAAAGAAUGACAAAUGGAGAAUUAAAGUUGUGUGUCAGAUGGCCUACAUCAUAAAGGAUGGCAAAAAGAAAAAGAUAUGUGAUUGGGAGAUAUUUGUGAGCAUGUGCAGUGGAUCUCCCGUGGUGACUACUUUUGUGCCUCGUCACAAGUGCAAAUUCAGGCACAAGAACAAAAGUGUGACAUCAACCAUUGCUGUAGCUUGGAGUGUUGAUAAAGAUCCAAUGGAUUUUGUGGAUCCCUGCUAUAGUGUCCUUGCCUAUCAAACUUGUUAUCAGCCCACUAUAAAGCCAAUGAGAGGGGAACUGGAAUGGGAAAAGGCACCUGGAAAACCACUACUUGCACCACUUUAUGGAAGAGGUCCAGGGAGGCCAAAGAGGAACAAACGGAAGAAAACCCUUGCUGAAAGAAUCAUUGAGAAAGAUAGAAAACAAAAACUGAGUAGGUCUGGGCAGAAAAUCACUUGCAGUUCAUGUCAAAUUUUAGGUCAUAAUAAGAGAACGUGUCCUUCAAGGAAAGCCUCGCAAGGGACACAAAAUGACCAAGUAGAAAUUCAGAACCAAAGCAUUGAGACCUUAGAUAAGUGUGGGUCAUGUGGAAUCCUAGGUCACAACGAGAUAACGUGCCCUUUCAUUGAACCUGUAGAUGGGGUUGUCGACCUUGCCAGCAAUUUUGAUGACCUUUCUAAUGUGGUCCAGCUUGACGUGGACGUAUUAUCACAGCACAACUCGCUUGUUAAGAGGAAAGUGAUAGUCCCUGAUGAGGGCAAAAUACAGUCAGAUGAUCUUAAUGAAGACAUCGUUGCAGAAAUAAAGGCUAUUGAAGCUGAAGCAGCAAUGAAAAUAGAGCAGUUGAAGAAGAAACAGAAAGUGAGUCUGUCACAGCCUGCAAAUCCUAAACCAACAAAGUUACGGGGAAAGAAAAAAAUUGUGGCUGAACCUGGGAAAGAGCAUAACAAAAACACAUCUGCAACUAAUGAUUCAAUCAAGACUUCACCUGCUACAAACACAGAGACCAAUACCAGCAAAUUUCAGGAGCUGUUUGCCAAAGCCAUAGCAAGAACUGAUGAGUUGUAUCGAAUGUAUGCUUUGGAAAAGCCUUCUUCCUCUUCGGAUGGUGUGUUCAACUUUGGCAUCAAUCAGACCAAAUUCUCUCCUGAAAUGAUAGCUGCCUCUAUAAAAAGAAUCAAUGAGUUCUAUGAGAAGUAUGCUUUGGGAUUGACUUCUUCAUCUACAGUUGUCCUCAGGUCAAAGGGAAUGCUACUACAAAACCUAAACGCAAAGUGA
This is a messenger RNA of Oldenlandia corymbosa var. corymbosa, 1758 nucleotides long. NCBI's taxonomy places the organism in Eukaryota, Viridiplantae, Streptophyta, Magnoliopsida, Gentianales, Rubiaceae. The record is from the annotation of a GenBank genome assembly.